Molecule: messenger RNA, 2223 nt
Organism: Xyrauchen texanus (razorback sucker)
Lineage: Eukaryota; Metazoa; Chordata; Actinopteri; Cypriniformes; Catostomidae
Gene: tm6sf2b
Product: transmembrane 6 superfamily member 2b
Exons: 11
Coding region: 121-1245 (374 amino acids)
Biological process (GO): regulation of lipid metabolic process; lipid homeostasis
Cellular component (GO): endoplasmic reticulum-Golgi intermediate compartment membrane; endoplasmic reticulum membrane
Source: RefSeq, a predicted model, not a curated record
GCAGCCCUCACAGGUCUAUUGUAAAUUGGGUCACAAACAAUUUUUGGAGAAGCAGAUCCUCAACUGUGGAACCUUGGACUGAAUAACUGAUAUAUAGUUUUAGUCUUCCAACAGAACAUCAUGGCGCAAGAAAUAUGUGUUUUUCUAUUUUCCCUGACGGCUCUUGGUGUCCUUUAUACUAUGAACAAUGUUCCUGCAUUUCAAGAGCCAGUGGUUAUUCUGGAAAUUGGAGUGGCUGUUCUUGCGGCAGUGUUUCUCUUGGUCUACAUUGCUACUCGCAACAAUCCUCCUAAAGACCCUUUAUUCUAUGUUUUUGCAGAGUUUUCCUUCACGUGUGUCAUUGACCUCACAAGUGCUUUGGAAUAUGAUGGCUUUGCUUCAGGGUUCAUGGAGUUCUACCAGAAAACGGGUGAGCCUUAUCUCGGAACAUCCUAUGCUAUCAUGAUGUGCUAUUGGGAUGGUAUUGUACACUUCAUCAUCUACCUGCUACUGGUGCACCGCAUGUCAAACCGGCAACAAUACCGCACAUUGGGACUCUUUUGGGCUGGAUCAUUGUGUGCCAACAUGGUAGUGUUUGUACCAGGAAUAAUGGUUGGUAAAUAUGGUUCAGAGAUCCGUCCUGCCUUCUGGCUCAACAUGCCCUUCUUGCUAGUGCCCAUAUGGGGAACGGUGUCCCUUUUCUCCAGACCGAGGGAUAUGCCUCUUGUAGGUGCAUCCAAGGCAGAACGUGAGCAGAAAAAAGCUUUGUUCUGGCGCCCCCUGGAUCUGCUGUUGGUAAUUUACCUAGUAGCUGCCAUGGCUUUCACUAUCUUUAGAGGAUUGGCAGUUCUUGAUUGCCCACUGGAAAUCCUCAACAAAUAUGUGACGGAGUAUGAACCAUAUUUGAAGGAUCCUGUGGGGUUCGCCAAAGUUAUGAUGUUGCUCCACUUAUUCCAUGCGCUUCCAAUGCUGGGUUCAUUUGCAUAUGGGUUGUAUACACCUGGCUGCACCUGGAUGCUGGAUUGGACCAUAUAUUUUGCAGGUGCAAUUUUACAGUGCCAGUGGUCACAUAUCGGAGCUUCUCUGCACCCACGCACUGCAGAAAUGUACAGAAUUCCUACCGCGGCCCUGGUGCCCGUCCUCCUCCUCAAUUUGCUGUAUGCCGUGGGUCCUGUACUGCUCGCCUUACGCUGCAAACGAGGGCCAGACUACUUCCUUUCCAUCGCACCUGUUGGCCAAACCAACCAUGAGAAGAAAAUAAGCUAAAUAAAUAAAUUUAUAAAUAAACCGACAAACACUGCAUACUCUUACAAACACUGACUUGAAAAGGGUAGUUCACCCAUAAAUGAAAAUUCUGCCAUUAUUUACCAAACCAUUGGUAACAAGGUUCUGAAGAUGGGCAAGGAGUAGGCAGUAACCAGCUGAACAGUCAUCGUAAAACUUUAAUAACAAACUGAACUCAAACAUAAUAUAAACUGCAAAAAAAAACAAAGACACAAACACACAGCUUCGUGCGUCUCUCUCUCGCUCUAGUAUCCUCACGGCCUGGCCAUGCCCUCCUCCUCAUCACACUAUUGAAUCCAUUCUUUCCUGCAACACCAAAGAAGACAACUCGAUUUUGGCGCCACUCUGUGGACAUUUCAUGCGGAAACUGAAGCUCACAUGUGCCUUUACCUUCAACAACACUUCCAGCUUCGGCCACUGGGGGAAGUGGUUUGAAUUUUGGUAAGCACAGGCUGAUUUUGGCAGAAUAACUUUUGACCUACUGUCAGAAUGAGUAAUUGAUGACAGAAUAUUUAUAUUUGGGUGAACUAUACCUUUAAUACUGCCAUGUUUCAUCAGAUUCUCAGUAAAAAAAAAACACAUUUCAAGAUUUAGUUUUAUUGUCAAAGCACUAAAUAUUACAUUGAAGUGCUUGAUACUUUUAGAUAUACAUGAAAUCCUGUUAAUUUGGUAAUCACAUUAAAUUUCACUAAAUGUCUUAUUGUGUCAGUUGCCAGAGUUUUGGCUAUUACUAAAUUCCUCAUGAGAAAAACAACACUAAAUUGCAUGAGGCAGAGAUCAUUAAACCACUGGUUAUUCUACCUGUCUUGAGACAACGAGGCAUUUAACAAUGUGCAGGUUAUUUGCCCUCUGUCCUACACUGUGAAAAUGUGAUCUGUGGCAAUUCCAGUUUGCUUACUUGAAUCCCAAGUUCUGUGUUUCCCAAACAAAUAUGAUAGUUACAUCAAAAAAUUUAAUAAA